Messenger RNA from Teleopsis dalmanni, 1042 nucleotides. RefSeq names its product lipase 3-like. The record is from RefSeq and is a predicted model, not a curated record. Lineage: Eukaryota; Metazoa; Arthropoda; Insecta; Diptera; Diopsidae. Gene Ontology annotation, biological process: lipid metabolic process. Gene Ontology annotation, molecular function: hydrolase activity, acting on ester bonds.
GUUAUGAUGUAUGGAUGGGCAAUGCUCGUGGAAAUCGUUAUUCACGUAAUAAUACCCGCUUAUCAACAUUACAUCCAUACUUCUGGCGUUUCAGUUGGCACGAAAUUGGUAUUAAUGACAUAUCUGCGAUGAUUGAUCAUAUUCUUCAGACUACUGGAGAGACAGCAACGCAUUAUGUUGGACACUCACAAGGUACCACUGUUUACUUUGUGCUAAUGUCAUCUCGUCCGGAAUAUAAUGAAAAAAUCAAAACUGCACACUUAUUGGCACCUGUGGCUUUUAUGGGUAACAUGAAAACAGUGCUAGCUAAAUAUACGAGAAGAUUUAUUGGUCGUCCAAAUCAGUUGACAAGAAUGUUUGACACAAUGGAAAUAUUGCCUAGUACAUUGUUCUUUAAAAAUAUAUAUGAUAUCUAUUGUAUGAAGGAUCCAAAAUUGGCGUAUAUGUGCAAAAAUUUAUUUACUUUAUAUAAUGGCGAAUUGGGCAGGGACAGCAAUAUGAAUAUGACAGUGAGUGAUCGUAUGAAUGAGACCCAUCCAGCAGGAGCAUCUUCAACGCAAGUCUUGCACUAUAUGCAGGAAUAUGAAUCAGGACGUUUUUGUCAAUUGGAUUUCGGACAGAAGGAGAAUUUAAAGAAAUAUGGUCAAAGUACACCACCAGAUUACAAUUUAGCUAAUAUUGAUCCAGAUGGAUUACAUUUCUACUACUCUGAUGAAGACCAGUUGGCUUCGGAAAUAGACGUUGAAUAUUUAGCUGCACAAUUAAGUAAAGAACCAAAUAUGUUUCAUGUACCAGAUCCAACUUUUACUCACAGUGAUUUUGUGUGGUCUAAUCAUGUUAAGGAGAUGAUUAACGAUCGUAUAAUUAACGCUUGUAAUUUAUAUGAACAAUCAUAACUUCAAGCAUUUCGGAUACAUACAUAUAUCAGGAGUGCGUAAAUAUUUCUAAUUAUUAUUUUAUCAAUUUCGGUUAUUUUUAGUGUAGGAAUUCGUUCACAUAAAUAUAAUUUAUUCUUAUCUCAAGUGGCAAAUUAUGUAUGAUU